This is a messenger RNA of Neurospora tetraspora, 2289 nucleotides long. RefSeq lists its product as uncharacterized. Gene Ontology annotation, biological process: pyruvate metabolic process; malate metabolic process. Gene Ontology annotation, molecular function: malate dehydrogenase (decarboxylating) (NAD+) activity; NAD binding. Lineage: Eukaryota; Fungi; Ascomycota; Sordariomycetes; Sordariales; Sordariaceae. The coding region runs from base 141 to 2078 and encodes 645 amino acids. Gene Ontology annotation, cellular component: cytosol; mitochondrion. The transcript has 5 exons. The record is from RefSeq and is a predicted model, not a curated record.
UGGGUGUCAACUACGUCAUAGCUCAAGAUCAGGAAAUCGUUCCUGAACACACAUCGUGAAGGUGUUUGUUCACUUGAGCAGCGACGGUUAUUAGACCGACAUAAUGGAGGAAGUAUCUCUGGGAACAUAAGCUUUUGUCAAUGUUCAACGCACAAUCUUUGAUUUCACGCAUCCCAAAGCGUGCUUUGGUCACCCGUUUUCCCAUCCAUUCAAGCUAUGCUCGUGGCUGCACUGCAGUGUCACAACGCCAAGCUCAUCAAGCUCGCAAUAUGUCUCACUCCAAGAACUCCGAAGAUGAACAACACCAAAAGGAGUCCAAAUUCUCCCAUCUCCCCCUAAGUACCAGCGGCCCGUUAGAAUGCGCUCUCAAAGGCACCGUGCUGCUCAACCACCCUUACUUCAACAAGGGUUCCGCCUUCACCAAAGAAGAGCGUCGCGACUUUGCUCUUCAUGGCUUGCUACCGCAACGCAUCCAGACCCUGGAACAGCAGGUCCAAAGGGCAUAUCAGCAGUAUUGCAGUCAACCCAAUGAUUUGGCCAAGAAUACGUUUAUGACGUCGAUGAAGGAGCAGAACGAGGUGUUGUUUUACAGGCUUUUGCAUGAUCAUCUUGAGGAGAUGUUUAGUGUAGUGUACACACCGACAGAGGGAGAAGCCAUUCAGAACUAUUCAAGACUUUUCAGAAGACCUGAGGGUGUGUUUCUGAACAUCAAUGAUAUGGACUCCGUAAAGCGUGAUUUGGCGCAAUGGGGAAAGCCUGAGGAUAUCGACUACAUCGUGGUCACCGACGGCGAGGAGAUCCUGGGCAUCGGUGACCAAGGAUGUGGCGGCAUCCUCAUCUCCAUCGCCAAGUUGGUACUGAUGACCAUUUGCGGUGGCAUCCACCCAAACCGUGUGCUGCCGGUGGUCUUGGACUGCGGCACCGACAAUGAGGAGCUCUUGAAGGACGAUCUUUACCUUGGCCUCCGGCAAAAGCGUGUUCGAGGUGAAAAGUAUGACGAGUUUGUCGAGACCUUUGUUAAGGCUGCGCGUGAACUCUAUCCCAGAGCGUACAUCCACUUUGAAGACUUUGGCCUAGAUAAUGCACGUCGACUUCUGGAGAGAUAUCGACCCAAGAUUCCUUGCUUUAACGAUGAUGUGCAAGGAACAGGGUGCGUGACUCUGGCCGCCAUCAUGGCAGGUUUACACAUUUCGAAGCAGAAGUUGAGCGACAUCCGGAUGGUAGUCUUCGGUGCUGGCACGGCAGGUGUUGGUAUCGCGGACCAUGUUCGCGAUGCUAUUGCCGCAGAUGCGGACAUCAGCCCUGAGGAGGCUGGCAAGCAGAUAUGGCUCAUUGACAAACCUGGACUACUCACAACCAAGUCAGACUCACUGUCGGAUGUUCAGAAGAAGUAUGCCAAGUCGCACGACGACUGGGCCAACAAGAAGACCGAUCUCCUAGGUGUGAUCAAGGAGGUCAAGCCGCACGUUCUAAUCGGCACAUCCACAAAACCAAAGUCAUUCACGGAGGAGGUCGUUCGUGAGAUGGCAAAGCACGUCGAGCGCCCCAUCAUCCUGCCCUUGUCGAAUCCAACUAAGCUUCACGAGGCCGUGCCCGAAGACCUCCUGAACUGGACAGACGGCAAGGCUCUCGUUGCCACAGGUAGUCCGUUCGACCCGGUCAAGGGCCCCUGGGGUAAGGAUGGCAAGGAGAUCGAGAUCGAGGUGGCAGAGUGCAACAACAGUGUUGUGUUCCCGGGUAUCGGCCUCGGCUCCGUGCUGGCGCGGGCCAACCGUGUGACAGACAAGAUGUUGAUGGCGGCAUCGAAGGGCGUGGCUGAGAUGGGCCCGGCGUUGAAGGAUGAUACGGCGCCGCUGCUUCCUGGUGUCGAUGUCGUGCGCGAUGUGAGCGUGCGCGUUGCUCGAAGAGUCAUCUUGGCGGCCAUGGAGGAGGGUGUGGUUGAGGAGAAGGAUGUGCCGACCAAGGAGGAGGACCUUGAUGAAUGGAUCAGAGAGCAGAUGUGGGAUCCGGUGUACAGGCCGCUGAAGUAUGUUGAGGGCGACUUGCGCGUGCUGGGCAACCCGAAUGAUGUCGAGUGAGGAUUGACAUCGUAGUGUUCGUGGUACCUCUACGGCUGUUGGGAGUGUCUUGGCGUGGUUAUCGCCGGACGUCAUGGCGGGCAGUUGACAUUGAUUGGUGCGUGACUUGGCGAUUUCAGACCUGGCUGGCGCACAGUUUUGCUGUAUGAUACCAUCAUGUAGAGCUUGUUAUGUCCUUUUCAUGAGCUUAUUGACUGCCGAAUUCUUUCCG